Diutina rugosa is the source of this 1392-nucleotide messenger RNA. RefSeq names its product putative carboxylic ester hydrolase. Gene Ontology annotation, biological process: medium-chain fatty acid biosynthetic process; medium-chain fatty acid catabolic process. Lineage: Eukaryota; Fungi; Ascomycota; Pichiomycetes; Serinales; Debaryomycetaceae. The coding region runs from base 1 to 1392 and encodes 463 amino acids. Gene Ontology annotation, molecular function: acetylesterase activity; monoacylglycerol lipase activity. The transcript has a single exon. The record is from RefSeq and is a predicted model, not a curated record.
AUGGUGGUGUCCCAGUUCGUCAAACUGGUCGUCGACACCCAGUUCAGCGAACACCCCAUCCACUUUGUCCACCAGCAGAACGGCUCCGUCCACACGAUGGAGCUGAUCUUGCGCCUGCUGGUCCCCGACAUGACCGCGGGGCUGCUGUUCUUCGUCAACCCGUUGUUGCUGCUGGGCCACACUCAGACGGCCUAUACCGGUCUCCAGAAGUUUGACCAUGUUGAUCACGUGUGGUAUAAGCGGCGCAUCUUGACUAUCGCCAGCGAUAAGAAGUUUUAUGAGGUAGACGGCGACAAGUUGGCCUACGACAAGUGGCACGGCCACCUGACGAUCGCCGUUGACUACGUCGUCCCCGAGUCGGCUCUGGACGCCAACCACCUCGAGUUCAAGCCCGAGUCCCAAGUGUACGACUUGCCGCCGCGUACCGAGUACUUGGACCCGGCCAAGGAACAAGAAUUGCUCGAUAGCGAUAAGCCGCUUGUGAUUGCGUUACACGGGUUGCUGGGCGGCUCCUACGAGCUGUAUAUUCGUGCUUUCCUCCACGAGAUCACCCAGGAACCGUAUAACUUUGAUGCCCUUGUGAUCAACGCCCGUGGGUGCGCUAACCACACUAUCACCAGUCCCCAGCUUUUCAACGGGUUAUGGACCAACGACUUGCGCUACUUGAUCAACGAACACAUCAAGGAAAAGUGGCCCCACAAGAGGGUGUACAUGAUUGGGUUCUCGCUUGGCGGGGCGAUUCUAGCCAACUACUUGGGCCAAGAACUGGACCGGGUGUGGCCUAAUAUUAAAGCGGCGGCAAUCAUGGGUACCCCCUGGGACUUCCCUGACUCCAGUGUCAACUUGAAACAGCUGGUCAUUGGGUAUAACGUCUACUCGCCGACCAUGUGCUCGAACUUAUUGCGCUUAUUGAGCAUCCACGGCACGAUGAUUGAGAUGGACGAAGACUCUAAAAAGCAAUUGGAAGUGCUCAAGACCAAGGAACCCAAGAAACUUAAGCAGUUCGAUAACUUCUUCACCCUGAGAUUGUUUGGUUUCAACUCGGCUGAUGAGUACUACCGCCACGCCUCUCCUAACCAAAGACUCCUCAAAGUGAGAGUGCCCACCGUGAUUGUGCUGCUGUUAGACGACCCCAUCACUGGCUACCGCACGUUACCCCGUUCUGAAGUGAAGUUAAACCCCUACGUGCUGCUUGUCACUACUACUAUUGGCGGCCACCUCGGGUGGUUCCAGCUUAACGGGCGGCGGUGGUACCCGUCGCGCAUCCUGAAGUUGUUCACGGAGUUGGACCAGUAUAAGGUCGACACAGACGACACCCCCGAGUUGCCUCGCGACGUGUCCAAGGUGUGGAAACACGACCAGCUCGCGUUUGAGUUUAACGAACAGCUCUAG